Caretta caretta (loggerhead turtle) is the source of this 1777-nucleotide messenger RNA. It is a transcript of the gene PRSS8, whose product is annotated as serine protease 8. The record is from RefSeq and is a predicted model, not a curated record. Gene Ontology annotation, molecular function: serine-type endopeptidase activity. Gene Ontology annotation, biological process: proteolysis. NCBI's taxonomy places the organism in Eukaryota, Metazoa, Chordata, Testudines, Cheloniidae.
UCACAUUAAUGGAUCGUGAAAACAGAGCCAGGAAUGUCCCGGGACUCACCGAGAGACCCUACCAUAACAGAGGCGUCUGAUGGGAGUCCCCACAAUAACAAGGUGGCAUGUGCAACGGAAUGAGAGACCCUACAACUACUGAGCAAUGUGUGCAAGGUGUACAGGAGACCUCCGGACAAUCAGGAACAUGUGGAUCUGUUUCCAUGGGCCGGAUUGUGGGGGGCACAGAUGCGCAGGCCGGGCAGUGGCCUUGGCAGGUCAGCCUGAAUUUUCAGAGUGUUCAUGUGUGUGGCGGCUCCCUCAUUUCCCCCCAGUGGGUGAUCACCGCAGCACACUGCUUCCCACCGGAAAACCCCAUCGCCGACUAUGAGGUGACGCUCGGAGCCUUCCAGCUGUCCAACCUCCUGGCUGACAUCGUGGUGGUUGGGGUGGAGCAGGCCAUCAAGAACCCCGACUACACGGAUGAGGGCUCCGGCGGGGACCUUGCGCUGGUGAAAUUGAAAAGGCCCAUCUCCUACACGCGUAGCAUUCGCCCCAUCUGCCUGCCGUCCGCUUCCGUCAGCUUCCCUAGCGGCAUGACCUGCACUGUGACUGGCUGGGGGAAUGUGCUUACUUCUGUCAGCCUGCCCAGUCCCAAAACCCUGCAGCAGCUGGAGGUGCCCCUGAUUGGGCUGGAGACCUGCCGCUGCCUCUACAAGAUCAACGCCAACCCAGCGGAUACCCACGUGAUCCAGGACGACAUGAUGUGUGCGGGCUACGCCGAGGGCAAGAAGGACGCCUGCCAGGGUGACUCCGGGGGACCCCUGUCCUGCCGUGUGGGCAGUGCCUGGCUGUUAGCUGGGGUGGUGAGCUGGGGGGACGCGUGCGGGUCCCCCAACCGGCCUGGCAUCUACACCCGCACCUCGGCCCACACAGCCUGGAUUAAACAGAUCAUCCCGGCGGUGGAGAUGAGCGACGUGCGCGUGAAUCAGGAGCCAGUCUCGGAGGAGGGGCUGUGCCCCAACACCACCAGUCGGCCUGGCCCCUAUGAUGGCAUCCAGCCCCAUCCUGACUGGCCCCGGCCAAUCUCCCCCAACAAGCCACUGGACCACGCUACCUCCCACGUCCUCGCUUCCAGCCUGCUGUUCUUCUGUCUGCUACUUCAUGUACUCCCUGCCCUAUAGCGCCCCUACUCUCAAGGUCAGCUCAGCAUGAGACCCCACCCCCGAUGGCAGUCCAGGGGCAUCCUGCCCCCCUCCCAAACUGAGCAGGAUGGUCCCAAGAUUUCAAAGACUUGGUUUCCCGCCCCAUCCCCUUAUUGUCCUCGUUUGUGUCCUGUGUUGUGCUGCUCUGUCACGACCAGGGCACCGAGCUGGCAGCAGCCCUGUUCAUGGCAACGUCAUUUCUGCCUCCGGUCCUGCAGACACCUUAAGUUUUGGCCAACAGGGUCCUGCAAACCUCUCCCAAGCCUCGCUCUGGGAUCGAGGCUCACGCCAGCCCCUGAGCCUCGCUCUGGCAUCCGGGGUCACGCAACACCUCCAGCCUCGCUCUGACCCCCCCCAGGGCCCCACUCUGGGAGAAUCAGGGCCCUAGCAGUAGGCAGCUCCCCGACCCCUGUUCCCAGGCCUGGUUCUGUCACCGCGACACCGCCUAGGGCAGCCUAACAAGCUCCCAAUCUCCCUCUUCCCACCCUGAUUUUUCCAGGGCGACUCCGGGGGACCCCUCUCCUGCAAAGUGGGUAGUGUCUGGCUGCUAGCCGGAGUGGUGAGCUGGGGGGAUGCAUGUGGGGCCGCCAACC